AUGGCCAACACGACAGCACCUCCCCCGCACCUCGGCCUGGGCCUUGCCGCCGCCGCCGCCGCCGCGUCUGGCCCGGAGAUGUCCGCCGGGUCGCCGGCCUCAGCAUGGGGCGCGCCUGCCGCAAAGUGGGUGGCCCUGGCCGGCGUGGCCGCCCUCGUGGCCGGCACUGCCCUCUACGUGGUGGGCACCUCCAAGGUGCGCGUCAAGAAGGGCCGCGUGCGCAACACCGACUACGCCCCCCCGCCCCCCUUUGCCCGUCCCGGCACGCCGGCCUACACGCCGGAGGAGGAGAAGCGGUACCGCACCCUCCUGGCGCUUCUGCGCUCGAGCGACGUGGCCAAGCAGAUCCAGUCCCUCAAGACCCUCCACCAGAUGUCCCGCCAGGACCAAGUGCAGGCCAAGAUCCGCGGCAGUGGCGCGCUCGGCGCCCUGAAGGAGCUCUACAACUCGCGCGAGCCUGUGAUCGCCGAAAAAGCCGUGGAGCUCGUCAAGAGCCUGUCCAUGAUCGCGGCGCUGGACUAA
This is a messenger RNA of Acanthamoeba castellanii str. Neff, 522 nucleotides long. RefSeq lists its product as uncharacterized. Lineage: Eukaryota; Discosea; Longamoebia; Acanthamoebidae. The transcript is spliced from 3 exons. Bases 1 to 522 code for a protein of 173 amino acids. The record is from RefSeq and is a predicted model, not a curated record.